Molecule: messenger RNA, 1695 nt
Organism: Saccostrea echinata
Lineage: Eukaryota; Metazoa; Mollusca; Bivalvia; Ostreida; Ostreidae
Product: centrosomal protein of 57 kDa-like
Exons: 9
Coding region: 103-1608 (501 amino acids)
Cellular component (GO): centrosome
Molecular function (GO): gamma-tubulin binding; identical protein binding; microtubule binding
Source: RefSeq, a predicted model, not a curated record
GCGGGAGUUUCCCGGAUGUUGUGAUGGCCGUUUGAUUUGUUUACAUCCAAAGUUGUGUGCUCUGUUUCUCUUGAGAAUAGAUCAUUUCUUCAAAAGAACAGAAUGGAAGACUCAUACAAUACAACUUUUUCGCCACACAUUUUGGGAGGGAAGAGCCCUACAAAGCGCCCUCUAUACAGGAACCAGGAGGAAUCCGUGAACUUGACAGCCUACCAUGACUAUCCAACAAAGCCUUUCAUCAAUGAUGAUUAUCGCUUUGAUCCGGCCAAACCCGUCAAACCAUUCCCAGAAAACAAUAGAACAGCUGUUAUAUCAGCGCUAAAGAAUCUCCAAGAAAAAAUUCGGAAACUGGAGGUGGAGCGAGGGACAGCAGAAAAUAAUCUGAAAUCUCUCGCUGCGGAGACAACAAAAUACAAAAACAUCCUACAGAAGGAACCACAAAAUACACCCGGCCAGUCAACUGUGUCCAAAAAUACUCAAGAACUUGAGACACAGUUAACAGCUGCUGAAACUAGGAGUCAGCUGUUGGAGAAACAGCUGGAUUACAUGAGGAGGAUGGUACAAACGGCAGAAAAUGACCGACAGGAGGCGGUCAUCAAGGCCGCUGUAACUGACCGAGUAGACAAGGUCAUACAACCCUCACCACAACCCGGCCCCUCCCCCGAAUAUCUCAGGCAGCGAGAAAAACUAAUGGAACUCGAGAGGGAGCAUCUCAGACUCACAGCAUCUCAGACACUGUCAGAGAACAAAAUCCGAGAGUUGGAGGAAAAACUCCAGGAAGAGAGACAUCGCCGUAGGUUAAUGGAGGAUAAAACCGUAGAACAAGAAUCCCUAGCAGAGUCAGCUCGAAUAUUAAGGAAUGCAGAAAGCAUCGAUAGAUUAACACAGAAAGCAAAGAAAACGAAAAAACGGCGCAAAGCAUCAGCAAACAAGAAACAGAAACAGGCGCCACCCACAGACCACAGCAAGCAUUACAGACUCAAUCUUGCCGACAUCCCAUUUGUAGCAGGAAAAUCCCUGACAGCUAGUCACUCAGUAGGAGCCAAUGUACAGCGUGUGCUCUCCUUGAUGAAGUCCCACAACAUGGCCCUGUGUAAUGGAAUGGACCACCACUCUAGAUCCUCCAGCCCUUCCUCUGGAUCCUCCAGCUCGGGUAGCAUCGACACAGACCUAGCUGAGCUCCUACUACAGCUACAGGACGAGUUUGGUCAGAUGAGCUGCGAGCACCAGGAGCUGUCCCACGAGAUCAGCGAGGCCACGGAUCCCCAGAUCAGGGAGGACCUGGAAAGGGAACUUGAUGCGCUUGUGACGCGAAUGGAGAGCAAGAGUCAGCAAAUUUCUAAAAUACGACGACAUCAAAAUAAAAUAGAUCAAAAGAAGAAGAAAAAGAAAACAGUAGACCCGUCUAAGCGACGGUCAGCCUCGGCGAAUGCAUACAGCCACCAGAACGGUGAAGUGGAAGUGACCACAACAAUAAAAACUCGUGGCCGCUCAGCGGGAGUCGUUCAUGUACAACCUACGAAUGCCAGGGAGGUGUCAUUGAAUGUGUUAAAAGACAUGAAAAAAUUACAAACCACGUUACGAAAAGAUGAUUUAGCCUGGGAGUAGCCAGAUUUGAUAUUAUGGAUUUUAUCUUUGUUUUUCCAUUUGCGACUGUGAUACUGCAUGGCCUGUGCUCUUUUUUGGGGGGGGGGG